Messenger RNA from Nilaparvata lugens (brown planthopper), 3355 nucleotides. RefSeq names its product zinc transporter ZIP11 (gene Zip48C). Gene Ontology annotation, biological process: zinc ion transmembrane transport. Gene Ontology annotation, cellular component: membrane. The coding region runs from base 192 to 1154 and encodes 320 amino acids. NCBI's taxonomy places the organism in Eukaryota, Metazoa, Arthropoda, Insecta, Hemiptera, Delphacidae. The record is from RefSeq and is a predicted model, not a curated record. The transcript has 6 exons. Gene Ontology annotation, molecular function: zinc ion transmembrane transporter activity.
UGAAGACGUCAAUUCGCAUUCAGACGACAAAAAGUUGUGGUACUGGUUGUGAGUGUGACAAAUUUGUUUUGUGAUUGUGAGCUCGGGAUGUUUCUUUUCUUUGUAAAAUAUUAUUCAAUCGGUCUUAAGUUCUUCCCAUAGCAUAAGUCGAAUAUUUUUUAUUUACAUUUUUGUCGGUUGAAUAAAUAAAAAUGAUUCAGGGCUACAGUCCCAUAGUUCAAACCUUGUUAGGAACGUUAUUUACAUGGGGUCUUACUGCGGCCGGUGCUGCAUUAGUUAUUGUAAUUAGAGGAAAACAACGCAAACUGCUGGACACAAGUUUAGGAUUUGCCGGAGGAGUGAUGAUAGCAGCAUCGUAUUGGUCGCUGCUGGCACCAGCCAUCGAAAUGGCCGAAGAGUCCAACAACUAUGGACCAGAAGGCGAAUACGCAGUUGUUCCGAUCGCCAUAGGAUUCGUUCUGGGCUGUCUUUUUGUCUUCAUCGCCGAUCUGGUCAUUUCACAGUAUGGACUGCACUCGCCCAGCUUCAUGCUAGCAGACAUGUGCGGCGACAGUGUCGCAUUUGGGGUGACUAAGCGUCGCAAGUUGGCUGGGGGUGCAGGCGAGUGUGCGUUGGAGGGCGCGUGUGGGGCGGUGGCGGGUGCCGGUGUGGGUGGUGCUGGUGCUGGUGCUGGGGAGGGGGGUGUGGACACACGGUGGAAGCGGGUGUUGCUGCUGCUGAUUGCCAUAACCGUCCACAACAUCCCCGAGGGCAUGGUGGUUGGCGUGGGCUUUGCCGCCAUUGGCUCUUCGCCGUCGGCCACCUUCCAGAAUGCAAGGAAUCUUGCGAUUGGAAUAGGCAUUCAAAAUUUCCCUGAGGGACUAGCUGUCAGUUUACCUCUGCAAGCAGCUGGAUAUUCAACUUUAACCAGUUUCUGGUUCGGCCAGCUGAGUGGUAUGGUGGAGCCAGUGUUUGGCAUUCUGGGUGCCCUAGCAGUAACCAUGGCCAAACCUCUGCUGCCUUACGCACUGUCGUUCGCCGCUGGAGCCAUGGUCUACGUUGUUUUCGACGACAUUGUACCCGAAGCACACGCAAGUGGGAACGGUCGCCUAGCAACGUGGGGCGCCAUUGUCGGCUUCAUUACAAUGAUGAGUCUGGACGUGGGACUUGGCUAACGAAAGUUCACCUACUUACUCAGGCCUGGCCUUCACUUGCAGUUUAUAGUCACACGAGUUUUCAGUCGCAAAAGCAAAUCAAAUUUUAUCGGAGCUACGAGAGACACAUGCUUCAGAAAAACACUAAACAUCAUGUUUCAUGACUAGAAAUCAUUAGUGUGGUCCGUGCCUUAUUUAGGUAAAAACAUUCAAAACUCCCGCACACGAUUUUGCUGAAAGUUCUUAUUGAAGAGACUUUGUCACUGGAAUCAUAAUUUUGGGAAAAUCAUCUUUGACAUUGUCGCUAGUUGGCUAGUUGACUUAUUAUCAUCAACGUUAACUGCUGGCGACGCUAUUGAUGUGCAGGUGAACUGUUCCCAACCAAAGACUGAGUUGUAGGUGACUGGUACAAAUAAGUGGCUUAAAUGUGUGUGUAUUGAAGUGUAGUACGUUAAGUUAGGCUAAGGUUGGGCUCUUCAAAUGUCAUAUUCUGUCUAAAUAACUCCUGAAUUUUGUUAUAUUUUAAUAAUAUUAACAUUUACCUGAUUGUCGUGAUUUGAUAAUUCAGAAUAGGACGGAGUACAAGGAAUUCGUUACUUGCACAAUAAUUUCUUACACACGAUACGAACAAAUUCAAACACAAUAACAAUAAUUUUAACUUUUUCAUCCUUUUCAAUUCCCAGAGUUAAUUUUGACAUUUGUUGGGAGUUUUUUAUAAAGUUAGGCUGUGUUCAAUUACUUACUUCAAUUCUCUUCCAAAAAGAGUUUUUUUUCGUUGUGAUUACUGUGUAUGGCUUGGUUUAACGAACAUGUAUAGAUAUGCUCUAGAAAGUAUCAUAUUUUAGAAAAAAUGAAAGCUUUUUUCAGGCAAUGAUGGAUCCCAGAGAUAUUUUAGAGCUUUGACUCAUAAGGACUUUCUUCUGCUCAAAAAUAUAUCUCCUAUCUCCUUCAUUUUGUCUAGUAUUGGAAAUAUCUUUUCAAUGUCCAAAUUUAAAAAAAAUAAUGAAUGUUAUUUAAAUUUGAUUCACUGAUUAUAUAUACUGUAUAUAAUUUUCUGCACUUCCUUUAGUCGCUGCAUCAGUGUUGUAAUAAGAGUGUGCAAAUAAUGUUGUACUUAAAACUCUCUUCCAUCUUGGCUCAAAGCCACCAGCUAUUUGCAAAUAAAUGUGAAAUCACAGCUGAUAAACAUUGCACGUCUUAUAACAAAUAGUCUAUAUUAUUUAUCCAAAUGAGUUAAAAGUGAUGAAUAUCAGGGGUGGCUGCACAUGCCAUGAUAAAUCCGAAGGCCUGCCUUAAAAGGCAUCCGGCCUCAAGGAAAGUUGUGAAACUUGUGGAGGUAGUAUGCCUGCGACUGCAAUUCCAAUGAUAAACAUUUAGUUGGGUUUGUGAUUUUUACCUGAGGGCCAAUCUCAACUUGUGGAAGGAAGUCUCGAGCUAAGUCAGUAAUCCAUGUUGUUCUUCAGUGACUCUCAUAGCACUUUGUUGGAUGUGUGUUUGCUUGAAUUUUAUUGGGAAUAAUGAGUGGGAAGUCUAUUCAGAGUGACAAAGUCACAGGGUUAUCACAACCGGGGAAAAGAUGCAGCUAACCUAAGAUUAUUGGGAUAAGAAGAUCUUAAAGCAACCAAGACAAUGUAAUAAAGAAAAUCAAUAAUGAAUCCUUGCUGCUUUCUUUUUGCUGAUGACCUGAUAAUUAUACGAAACAGUGAGCAUGACCUGUUGGAGAGCUAUUUAUUUAUAAGCUGUCCAGCCUCUGUCAAGAAUAUGAUCUAACAAUAUAUCAACAAAAAUACAAAACAUAUGUGGUACCAUUCAUAGGAAUCUAAAGAAUAAUUCCAGCAGAUCAUCAGGCUAAAAAGGUACAAAACCAUAGUCGCACCAACAUUACUACAUGGAUUUGAAACUUGGGUGUGUCAAGGCCUGAUGAGAGCUAGCAGGCUGCAGGCAUCAGAAAUGAGAUUUCUUCAUAGAACCUUCGGUUGCAGUAGAGAUGAUCGUUUGAGAAGUACUGAGAUAAGGAAACAGCUUAACGUCUUCUCUAUAAACGAUUAGAUAUCUCAUAGUUGAUUGAAAUGGUACCAGCAUCUGAAUAGAAUUAAUGAAGAAAGGUUACCAAGAUUGGAGCUCAAUUACAACCCAGAAGGCUAGAGAGACCAAGGAUGUCCAAGAAAAAAAUGGAUGGAUAAUAUAAGGUUCCAAACAGGCAAAGAUACCUAAUCGAAAGA